Molecule: messenger RNA, 537 nt
Organism: Cicer arietinum (chickpea)
Lineage: Eukaryota; Viridiplantae; Streptophyta; Magnoliopsida; Fabales; Fabaceae
Product: protein MAINTENANCE OF MERISTEMS-like
Biological process (GO): meristem development; meristem maintenance
Source: RefSeq, a predicted model, not a curated record
AUGGUUGCGAGGGCAUUUAUUUUAUUUUUGGUGGGUUGCACCUUGUUCAGCGACAAGAGUGCCUUCGCAAUGAGCGUUGCCUACCUUGAAUGCUUCAGAGACCUCAACUCAUGCGGGGGAUAUGCAUGGGGGGCUGCUGUGCUUGAUUUCCUAUACGACAAUCUUCGAGAAGCGAGCAUGCAUCAGACUAGAACGGUAUCAGGGUAUCUAACACUAUUACAGGCGUGGGUGUAUGAGCAUUUUCCAGCAUUAUGUGCAAAUUUUUGUAGACUAUCUCAUAUUUAUGUUGAGGACUAUCCUAGAGCACUUAGAUGGAAGCCAAAACAAGAUAAAGGUUUGGUUAUUCCAUUUAGGAAAGCACUCGACGAGAUUGAUGUUGAUGACAUAUGUUGGACACCCUACAGAGAGCAUAGACCGAAGCGACCAUUUGAGGUUGUUUCAUUAUUCAGAGGGUGGAUACGCUGGGGUCCCAAGAUGUAUGCUCACUUCCCAGAUAAGGUAUUGCGUCAAAUAUGGAUAUGUCCAAACCAUCCCUGA